Tyto alba (common barn owl) is the source of this 919-nucleotide messenger RNA. It is a transcript of the gene LEAP2, whose product is annotated as liver enriched antimicrobial peptide 2. Gene Ontology annotation, biological process: antimicrobial humoral immune response mediated by antimicrobial peptide; defense response to bacterium. The transcript has 3 exons. The record is from RefSeq and is a predicted model, not a curated record. Bases 391 to 624 code for a protein of 77 amino acids. Lineage: Eukaryota; Metazoa; Chordata; Aves; Strigiformes; Tytonidae.
UAUGGCUUUUGAUCUUUACCAUAAUACUUUGGGCUAACCACCCUUUGGAAAUACACGAUGGAGUUCUGGUAACACAUUAGGUAGGAUUUAAAAAAGGGAACAGUUGGCACAACUGGUAAGCUGACCAGACAAAGUACAAGUGGAAGGAGAGUAAAUCAUUAGCUAAGUAGACAGGCCUUGAACCAGAUCACUUCAGCGGAUGCUAACUUAGUAAUUCCCUCUUGCUCUGAAAUGAACUUUGCUCCUGUAAUGACCGACAGCUGAUGCAGCGAUAAGAGAAUGAAGUCUAUAAAAAUCUAGCUGGCACUUGGGAAGUUCCAUCUGGGGCUCUUCCUACCUCCCCCGCCCAAGGCUGGUCCUGCGGUUGAAGUGACAGCUCAUACUGGGAAGAUGCACUGUUGGAAAAUGAUGGCAGUCGUCUUGCUCUGCUCACUGCUGCUCAGCCAGACCCACUGCGCUUCCCUGCGCCGGCGGCAGCCUGGGCUGGCGAGGCCGAGGCGGAUGACCCCCUUCUGGAGAGGAGUCUCACUCAGACCCAUCGGAGCCUCGUGCAGGGAUAACAGCGAAUGCAUCACAAUGCUGUGCAGGAAGAACCGCUGUUUCCUCAGAACAGCCUCGGAGUGACCCGUCAAUGCUGGAGAACAUCCAUCACUGUUACUGCUAGCAAUGCUCCACUCUACUUGUGGAAUAUUUAUUGACUGUGGAAGAGCUGGAACAGUGAAUCAAGCAAUAAAUAUAUUGAACAUUUCUGUCAUACGAACUGAUAAAAGGACUUUGAAGAGCUGAAAGCACCUCCUAACCAAGGCUGUACUGCUGCAGCACGCGCUUCAGGAUGGCUCUGUGGCCAAGCUCAAUAAAAGGACUCUGCAUCUCAUGUUGGUUUUGUUUUAUUUUUUUUUUUGUUUUCUUUGUUUGGUUG